UCCACGGAUCUACACACUUUUUUAUUCAUUUAGCUCCUUCUAGACUUUUACCAGGAGUACUUACUAGAGCCAAACCUCUGGCUGUCCUCCACAAUCCCAUGGCGUCUCCUUCUUCUUCAGAUGCAGGCGAAUCCGAAUUGUGUCACCUCUUUUGCGCUGCUUCCCUUGGAGACUUCCCUCUCUUCAAGAAGCGGGUCACCGUGCUUCAGAAACUAGGGCUGAAAAUUGAGAAUAUAAAAGACGAGGAUGGUCAAAAUGCUUUACAUGUUGCGGCAGCGGCAGGUGCGACUCAGAUCUGUAGGUAUCUUGUUAAGGAAGUAAAGCUCGACAUUGAUUCCAAGGAUGGGGAUGGCAAUACUCCUUUGCAUGCUGCAAUUUUAGGGGAGCAUUUUGCAACUGCCAUUUAUCUUCUUGAGAAUGGUGCAAAUCCGAAUGCUGCUAGUAACUUGCUGCGGACGUCUUUGCAUUAUGCUGCCGAAAAAGUUGUUACAGGACCUAAGAAACUUCUAAAGCUCUUAAUAACAAAAGGGGCUGAAGUCAAUGCAGUGGCGGAUGUAGGGACGCCAUUGGUACAAGCAGCAUUCAGGGGCAACAAAGAUUUUGUUAAGAUUCUGCUGGACAACAAAGCUGAGGUAAAUGUGAUUUCAUAUCAAUUGACGACCCCAUUGUUGUCUUCUAUCCUCACUUCAUCAAUUGAAUGUGUUAAGCUGCUGCUUAAGAGAGAGUAUAAGUUGAAUGAGUAUUAUCUAAUGGCAAAAUUGAAGGGAGAAGAGGCUUUCAACCGGAAGGAUUAUCAUGGUGCCAUCAAAUGGUACACUGAGGCAUAUCAUUGCAAACAAACAGACGCAGCUAUGUGCUCCAACAAAAGCUUGUGUUGGACCCGCUUAAAUGAAGGAGGGCUUGCAUUACAAGAAGCUACAGCUUGCAUUUUACUCAGGCCUGACUGGCCAAAAGCGUACCAUAGGAAGGGUGCAGCAUUGAUGUUAUUGAAAGAUUUCAAGAAAGCUGCUGAUGUCUUUUAUCAAGGUUGGAUGUUGGAUAUUAAAAGCAAGGAGCUUGAAUGUGCUUUUCGGGAAGCUAUUGAAGCCCAACGGAACAAACAAAAAUCCUCCUCCGAAAUUAUAAUAGAAUAGCUUACGUUUUCCCCCCAUUGGCACCACCCUUCUCCCCGGUACGCAGUUUAAGGGAUUUGUGUGGGCCUUAAUCAUUUUACUGUUGUUUCUGGUAGGAACUCGGACCUUGACGGUAAGCUAAGCCUUUCGCUCUAGUUUUAUGUAGCAACUAGCUAAGAAUGACUAAAUGAAGGAGAUUUUGUCUU
Rubroshorea leprosula is the source of this 1318-nucleotide messenger RNA. Lineage: Eukaryota; Viridiplantae; Streptophyta; Magnoliopsida; Malvales; Dipterocarpaceae. The record is from the annotation of a GenBank genome assembly.